AUGUCGAACGACGGUUACUGGAACAGCGGCCAGUACGGCUACGGGGACAAUCACCAGCAAGGCUCCGGCUACCAGCAAGGCUCAGGCUACCAGCAAGGCUAUCAGCAAGGCUAUCAGCAUCAGUGGGAGUCUCCCGCCGGUCCCGCCCACGUCCCCGUCCCCGUCCCCGGCCCCGGGGAAAACCAGUCGUCCUCGCAUGGCUACGGCUACGAUCAGAGUCGGCCGCCGUACGACUACAGCCAGCCACCACCACCUCCUCCUCCUCCUCCUCAGCAUUACCAGCAACCUUAUGGCGCGCCGCUCGACUCACCAGGCCCUCAGACUCAUCCCUACAGCCCGAACCCGAACCCAAACCCGUACUCGUACUCGUCGCCGGCCCCCAGUGAUCCCUACCAGCAAGACGCAUAUGCAUCCCCGCCGCCGAACUAUGGCUACUACGACCACGCGCCGCGUUCACACUCACCCUUGCCACCCCCACCUCAGCCUCAACAUCAGUACGAGAACUUCGUCGCCCCGACGGGACCCCCACCAAGCCAGACAGCAGCACCUUAUCCUCCUCAGCCGGCGGGGGCUUUUGAUCCCAACCCUCCAAACUCCCAAGACCGCGGGCUCCUGGGAGCUGUCGCGGGAGGGGCGCUAGGAGCUUACGGCGGCCACAAGGUGAACCAUGGCUUCCUCGGGACGAUCGCGGGCGCGAUCACGGGCUCCGUGGCCGAAGAUGCCUACAAAAAGCACAAGAAGGGCAAUAAGGACAAGAAGAAGACGCAGCGCCCGGCCGGGUUGCGUCGGAGUUCAUCCUCGUCGUCGUCGUCGUCCUCCUCCUCCUCUUCCAGCAGCUCCUCGGACGACGAAAAGAAGAAAAAGAAGAACAAGAACAAGAAACACCAGGAACCGAUGCGGGGCAAUUUCUCGGCUUCCUCGCACACCAUCACGCUGGACAAGGACUAUGACUUGAUUGCCGCAUGCGCCAACGCCCGCGGCGAGCACAAGCUGUCGUCACUGUCGCUCAACAACUGCCUGUCAAACCAGCAUGGACGGUUUGUUUGGGUGCAUGGAGGAAACUUCGGGGCGAGUGCUCGCAACGUGAGGCUGCUGGAAAAUGGAAAAGUGCUUGAGGCCGAACUGGGCACGGGCAGCGGGGGCUGGAACACAGAUCGGAUUCGACUGGACGAACGAGUGAGAAACAACGACGGAGAUCUGGUCUUCUUGAACCCUUGA
Messenger RNA from Capronia epimyces CBS 606.96, 1218 nucleotides. RefSeq lists its product as uncharacterized. The transcript has a single exon. NCBI's taxonomy places the organism in Eukaryota, Fungi, Ascomycota, Eurotiomycetes, Chaetothyriales, Herpotrichiellaceae. Gene Ontology annotation, cellular component: outer membrane. The record is from RefSeq and is a predicted model, not a curated record. Bases 1 to 1218 code for a protein of 405 amino acids.